This is a messenger RNA of Dendrobium catenatum, 810 nucleotides long. Its product is annotated as vacuolar-processing enzyme-like. NCBI's taxonomy places the organism in Eukaryota, Viridiplantae, Streptophyta, Magnoliopsida, Asparagales, Orchidaceae. The transcript is spliced from 3 exons. Gene Ontology annotation, molecular function: cysteine-type endopeptidase activity. The record is from RefSeq and is a predicted model, not a curated record. Gene Ontology annotation, biological process: vacuolar protein processing. Bases 1 to 582 code for a protein of 193 amino acids.
AUGGCGGCCAGACGGUGGUCCGGCGAUGGUCGGGCUGAAGUCCAAUGGCGAUCGGAGACUGGGCGGUGGUUCGGCGAUGGUCGGCGACCGGGCAGUGGUUCGACGAAGGUCGGGCAGAAGUCCAGCGACGGCCGGACGUCGGUCCGGCGAUGGUCGGCGGCCGGGCGGUGGUUCGACGAAGACUUGGGUUCGUUCCUUAAUUCACCUGAAGGAUCAUCCAAAAAACUCGAUGCACAGAAAGAACUGCUUGAUAUACUGACCCAUCGCGUGCAUGUAGAUAAUAGUAUAAACCUCAUAGGAAAGCUUCUCUUUGGAUUAGAGAAAGGCAUACAAGUCCUUAGUGCAGUUCCAAAGACAGGGCAUCCUUUUGUCGACGAUUUGGCCUGCCUAGAAUCAAUAAUUCGAAUUUUUGAAACGCAUUGUGGAUCUCUAUCUAAGUAUGGCAUGAAGCACAUUCACUCUUUAGCUAACAUUUGUAAUGCUGGCAUCAGCAAUGAGACAGUGGCUAAGGUGUCUGCUGAAGUUUGCAGCCAGUUUCCGUCCACUCGACCGAGUUCUCUUCAUAGAGGAUUCAGUGCCUGAAAUGGGUUAUACCAAGGAAGGAAAGCACAAUCUCAUGCUUGUUAGUGGCUAUCUUCGACAGUGUUGUAAAUAGAAGUUUGGUAUGUGUAUGUCUCAUUUCUGUUAAAAAUGUAUGGCAAGUUUUCCCAUAUUGAGGAUCAAGUAUAGUGCCGCUACUUUAUCAAAAGUUCUUUCUUGAGUUUCUUGAUAUCUGGAUCUAAUCACAAGGGAUUUUUUACAUUUUUUAUU